GUACAGUACUUAAGUAGUUUUUUUGAGGAUUUGUACUUUACUUGAGUUUUUUUUUUAAUCAAGACUUUUACUUUUACUUCACUACAUUUAAAAGUUAAAAAAUAUACUUUUACUUAGUUACUUUGACAUUUGCCACCUCGUUACUCGUUACAAAUUAAAAUAAUCAAAAAGAUAUCUGGAAUGCGCGGGUCCGAGAGGACGAGUAGAACCACGUACGGUACUCUCGAGAAGAUUAAGGUGAAGGGCGGGAUCUAUGGGCGGGCGGGAUGUGCGUUGCGGCAGAGAUCUUCUUCAGCAUAUGUAAACAUGGCAGCCGCAGAGAAUGUCGACACGCAGGGGGAGAUAGAAGAUGGUUCAGCUUCGGCAGAAGACGACGGUCACCCGUGGUCAUACCUGGCAAUAAUGUUCAGCUACCUCGGGAUGGGGGAAAAUACCAAAACCUACCGAAUGAAAUGUAUGUUGUGCCUUCCAAAGUGCCACGAGAUAAAGGCGUUUAACAACUCUCCAUCCAACCUUAAGAAACACAUUGAGAGAGCACAUCCACACCAUCUAAAAAAGUAUGAGCAGCUGACUUCACAGAAAAGAAAGAGGGCUUCGGAAGCUGGGACCUCCACCACCAAACAGACCACCUUGCUGGAUUCCCGAUCCAUCUCUCAGAGUGCAGUUGACAGGGCCAUCGUUCAGUAUGUUGUCAACGGGCUCCAGCCAUUGUCAACUGUUGAAAAUGAAGCCUUCAGAGAGCUUCUGACAGAUCUCCUUCCUACUGCUAAAAUCAUCACACGGGUCACCCUGAGAUCAAGGAUUGAAGAUUUAGCAAAGGCAAUGAGAAAAGUGUUAACUGAGGAGAUGAGUAAAGUGGAUCACAUUGCCACCACUACAGACUGCUGGUCAGUUAGGAGAAGGAGCUUCCUUGGUGUGACUGCCCAUUGGGUGAACCCUACAGACCUAACUAGACGAUCAGCAGCCCUAGCUUGCAGACAGCUAAGAGGUUCCCACACCUUUGAUGUUUUGGCCACCGCACUUAAUGAGAUCCAUUCUGAAUAUGGCAUCACAAACAAAGUUGUGAGGACAACAACCGAUAAUGGCUCCAACUUCCUGAAGGCUUUUCAAGUUUUUAGUGUGGACAAAAACAAUAAUGAAGCAGAAGAGGAAGAGAAAGAGGAUGAGGAAGGGAAUGAGAUGGAGGAGGGAGUGGAAUUUGUUGACGUGUCUUCGGUCCUAGAUGAGAAUGAUGGCUUUCAGUUUGAGCUUCCAAAACAUCAAAGAUGUGCUUGUCAUCUACUCAACUUAGUGUCUACAGUUGAUGCUGAAAAAGCAACAGCCAACGAUGGAUACAAAAAACUGCAACGCUCAACAUUCAGCAAGUGUUAUGGGCUGUGGAAUAAGUGUGGAAGAUCCUGCCAAGCAGCUGAAGCUGUGGAAGAUGCCUGCUCCCUCCAGCUGCUAAGACCAAACGCUACAAGGUGGAACUCCAUGUUUAUGGCUGUGGAAAGGCUCCUCAAGAUUCUGAGAGAGAAGGGAGAGCCAGCUUUGAGAGAGAUCUGUGCAGAAUUGAAGGUUCCAAUGUUCCAUCCAGUUGAGCUCACUUUCCUCAAAGAGUACUACACCACCAUGAGCCCUGUCGCCCAGUCCAUCAACAUCCUCCAAGGAGAAAUGGAAGUCCAGAUGGGAUGGCUUCUUCCGACUAUUUCCCUGUUGAGCAGCAAAUUGGAAAAAAUAAAGAUCGCACUGAAGCACUGCAAGCCGUUGGUUGAAACCAUUCAAGCUGGCAUCCAGAACCGUUUUGGUGAAAUGUUAAGAGACCCUGAAUUGGUUGCUGCCGCGAUUCUCAUCCCAAAAUUCAAAACGGCCUGGAUCAAAGAUGAUGAUACACUGAAAAUCGGGUUGGACUACAUCAGGGAGCAGUUGGAGGAUCCUUCAGCAGAUGCUGGGUCUGGCUCAUCUGAUGAGGGAGACUUCUUCCACAUCCUGAAAAGUUCCCACAAAACACCACGCGCCACCAAACAGCUUGAUUCGUACCUGGCCUACACAACAGAUGACAUCAAGAUUCUCAAGACAUUUCCUGUGGUUCUCAAGUUAUCUGUCAAACUCAACACACCUCUGCCUGCUUCUGCAGCUUGCGAAAGGCUGUUCAGCAUAGCAGGUCUCAUCUUCAGCCCAAAAAGAGCACGGUUAGCUGCAAACACUUUUGAAAAUCAGCUUCUGCUGAGGAUGAACCGCAAGUUCAACUUCUCCACUUGAACCAGAAAGUUUGUGUGUGUGGUAGUGUGCCUCAGUUCGUGAGGAUUCCCCAAACAUAGUUAAAAAGUUAUCCUUGUGUUAAAUUUUGCAAGAUAUUGUUUAUUUUUUUGAGUUACAUUCUGUACCACAUUUCAUUCAACUGAAAAAGUGAAAUAAAAAAACAAGGGGAGAAUAAUUA
Molecule: messenger RNA, 2419 nt
Organism: Melanotaenia boesemani (Boeseman's rainbowfish)
Lineage: Eukaryota; Metazoa; Chordata; Actinopteri; Atheriniformes; Melanotaeniidae
Exons: 4
Coding region: 181-2241 (686 amino acids)
Molecular function (GO): DNA binding
Source: RefSeq, a predicted model, not a curated record